UUGUUGUGGAUUUUACCAUAAGCAUUAUGGGUACAGCAUGGGAUCGUUUCAUAAGGUAGCCGGAGGAGCUCCUUCCUGAGAGUAGCCUACGUUGUGCUCUGCUUUUAAAUUCAAAAUGCAACAUUUACUAUUGUGUUUAGCAUUUUCUGAUGCAUGAUGCAACGAAUUACGAGUUUUGCUACAUACCGUCAACUUGGAGGAAUUGCAACGCGUCAGUGCUUUGCCUGCCCUUGGAACAAGCAAUCACCCAAGCGGCCGCAGUAUUUUACGGAGGCAUGUAUGUUUAGUCUGUGGAGUACACGUCCCCUGGUCAAAGAUACAGUCUCAUUUAAUUGCGGCUUGUAUGAAGUCAGACGACAGAGUACGCCUUUCGCUUUCCAGAAUUACAGACAUUACUGCACGAGCGACAAUGACCGAAAGAGCAUUAAGGGGCAUCCAAACAUCUCCGUGGUUGGGAGUCCAGAUCCAUUUACGUGGAUCAUAAAUAAAGUAUUCAUUAUCUUAAUAGAACUUGUUUUUGAAUUGGGCCUUACCACUGUGGAUUUUGACAAUGGAGUGAAGCAGGCAUUGGUCCAUGUCUCCAACAUGAUGUCCAAUGGCAACUUUGAGGAACUAAGGGGUGUGGUGUCCAAUGAGACAGUGGACUAUGUCGAGAAGAAGUGCAAGACCCUAUCAGAAGCUCAGAGACAACAACUGGCUAUCUCUGUAGAUGACAUUUUAUUUCUGCUUCCAGAGGAUGUGUGUGUUGUCUUUGAUAGACGUGGUGGAAAAUCCUGCGUCAUAGAGAUGCGGUUCUGGUACCUGUCCAAAACCAAUGCUCCAGAUGAUCCAGAGAGUACCAAGAUCUUCAAAAUGGCUACCACAGAGGAUAGUGACAAAUCACAGAAAAUAGUGACAGCUGUCUAUGAGUUCCACCGGGACCUGACCAAGGGGGCAGAUUCAAACUGGACCAUCACCAACAUCUGGCACUGGGACUGGGGAAUACCAUUAAAAGAGUGAUUACUACACAAGCCUUAAGAGCAUCUUAAUUAUUAAGAUAUAUCAUCAAACUAUUGGUUUAUAGUAAGGUGAAAUUGUAUAUCAUCUACACACUGGAAGAUAUUCAAACCUCCCCAAACAGUAUCCACUGACUGAAUUAUAUCAAAAGAUAGAUCUGCUGUUUAUUGAACACAGUGCUAACUUAUCUAUUGUAAACAAACAGAACCACAACUUGAAAAAUAAAGGUACCUCAUGACUCUGA
Hypomesus transpacificus is the source of this 1240-nucleotide messenger RNA. RefSeq lists its product as uncharacterized. Gene Ontology annotation, molecular function: ribosome binding. Bases 154 to 999 code for a protein of 281 amino acids. The transcript has 5 exons. Gene Ontology annotation, cellular component: mitochondrial inner membrane. Gene Ontology annotation, biological process: inner mitochondrial membrane organization; protein insertion into mitochondrial inner membrane from matrix. The record is from RefSeq and is a predicted model, not a curated record. NCBI's taxonomy places the organism in Eukaryota, Metazoa, Chordata, Actinopteri, Osmeriformes, Osmeridae.